Molecule: messenger RNA, 2613 nt
Organism: Ahaetulla prasina
Lineage: Eukaryota; Metazoa; Chordata; Lepidosauria; Squamata; Colubridae
Gene: ZAN
Product: zonadhesin
Exons: 14
Coding region: 1-2613 (870 amino acids)
Molecular function (GO): protein binding; calcium ion binding
Source: RefSeq, a predicted model, not a curated record
AUGUGUGGUAACUUCAACAACCAAACUGCAGACGAUUAUCUGAUGUCAAAUGGACAUUUGGCGGUCAACGACAGCCAGUUUGGGAACAGCUGGAAAACAGCUGGAGAUGGUGAUGUCGGCUGCCAGCCGGAUAACCGCCCAGACCUGAACCCCAGCUGCUCCAUCCAGGACCUGGAGCGCCUGAGUGCCUUGUGCCUGGAGAUCAUGGCGCCCAAGUACCAAGCUUGCCACUCCCUCAUCGACCCGAAGCUUUUCUUCCAGAACUGCCUUUACGACAUGUGUCAGUACCAGGGCAUGACGUCCGUCCUCUGCGACAACAUCCAGUCCUACGUGGAGGCCUGCAAGAGCCACGGCGUGACCGACAUCUCCUGGAGAAACAGCACCUUCUGCCCUCUUCCCUGCCCUCCAAACAGCCACUUCUCCGAAUGCGCCUCGCCCUGUCCGGCCACCUGCUCCAACCUCUAUGCGCCUGCCAGCUGCCACCACCCCGCACCCUGCGUGGAGGGCUGCGCCUGCAACCGAGGCUACGUGCUCAGCGACCUCACCUGUGUCCCGAUGCGGGAGUGUGGGUGCCGGGGCCCUCAGCAGGAAUACCACAAUUCUGGAGACACCUGGGUGACGAGCGGCUGCCAGCAACACUGCACCUGCCUGAGUGGGCAAAUUGACUGCCAGGCUUUCGGCUGCCAGACGGGGUCCCAGUGCACCACCAGCAACGAGGGCCUUCACUACUGCCGGCCCACCACAUUCCAUCAGUGUGUGAUCUCGGGGGACCCCCACUACCGCACCUUCGACAACUUCGUUCACCACUUCCAAGGCCGAUGCACCUACACCUUGACUCGGACGCUGGGGCGAGUCCCCGAGGGGCUGGAACCCCUCUCCGUGGCCGGCCGGAACCACCGCCGAUCCAUCCUCCACCGCGUCUCCUUCCUGCGUGAAGUCUACGUGGAGGUGCUGGGCUUCCGCGUCACCCUGAUGCAGGGACGCAAGAUGGCGGUCAACGGCGUGAUGGUCACUCCUCCCUACUCCCCCACGGAAGGGCUCCAGAUCACCCAGAGGGGCCGCAGACUGAUUUUGCAGACCAAUUUUGGCUUCUCGAUCUCGUAUGACGGCCGCAAUGCUGCCGAGAUUGUCCUGCCCAGCACCUACCAGCAGCGGGUUGGCGGCCUCUGCGGGAAUUACGAUGGCCGUCGCAAUAACGAGUACAUGAAGCCAGACGGGACGCGGGCUCGGACACUCAACGCCUUUGGCAACAGCUGGCAGGUUUCGGUCAAGAGGAUGGAGCCGGACAGAGGCAGCGGGAACCUCGGCCCCGCCAGAGUCAGGCGUCAGGAGCCGGAAGAAGAGCCCGAAUCGGGGUUCGAGGAGGACUGCAGCCCAGAGCAGCUGGCCUUCGUCAACGGGACAAAGGCCUGCGGGGCAUUGUCGGACCCCAGCGGCCCCUUCUCAGCCUGCCACGCCGUGGUGUCCCCUGCCCCUUUCCAAGAGAGCUGCGUCUAUGAUCUGUGCGCCUUGUUUAACGACACGGAGCUCCUGUGCCAAGACCUGGAGGCCUAUGCCCAGCUGUGCCAGGAGCAGAAGGUGGACCUGGGGCCGUGGCGGCAGAAGAUCGGCUGCUGUGAGUACCCCAGGCCCUGGCACGGCCGGGGGGUGGGGGGGGCUGUGCUGAACUGCCUGCUUGGGGGCACAAGACGCCCCUUCUUGAGAAGAAAGCCUGAUUUGCGUCUGUCUCUCUCUCUCUCCCUCUCUCCCCCCACAGCAACGGAGUGCCCAGCCCACACCAGCUACCAGCCCUGCAUGACUGCCUGCCCUGCAAGCUGUGCCAACCUGGCUGCCCAGUCCAGCUGCGAGGCCUCUUGCGUGGAGGGCUGUGCCAGCGACCCCGGCUACGUCCUCAGCGGGCUGGUCAGCGUCCCUUACAACCAGUGCGGCUGCUUCAACCACGGCCAGUAUUACCAGAUCAACGAGACUUUCGUGACGGAGGACUGCUCCCAGCGAUGCACCUGCCGGGCCACGGACGUCCUGGACUGCUCGUCGGUCGGAUGUGGCUCAGGGGAGAUCUGCGCCGUGUUCGACUACGUCCGCGGCUGCUUCCAAGACAACGCCUGUCUCAGCAGCCCCUGCCAGAACGAGGGGAGGUGCCAGGUGACUCCGGGGGGCUUCCGGUGCCUCUGCCUCGAGGGCUACGUCGGGUCCCUCUGUGAGGAUUCCCCGCUGGAGGAAACCAGCCCCUCCAGUACCCCCCAGACCCUGCCGGAGGUCAGCCAGACGACUAAUGCAGGGAACCCCAAUGGACCCGACUUGCUGGCCAUCCUGCUGGGCAUCUUCAUCCCCCUGGCCGUCCUCCUCCUCCUGACCUUGAUCAUCCUCUGCGUCUGUCGGCACCGGAACCAAGGCACCGCCGGCCGGUCCGUCACUGUUCCUUGCGUGGCCCCACGAGCCAGAUCUAAGCACCUCGCGGGGCAGGAAGAGACCCGCAAUCAACUGCCCAAGCCUGAUGUGGCACAAGGACUGAACCGCAAGGCCUUCGUCCUGUUUCCGCGUCAGACAGGCCUCGGCCGGGGCAUUGUGAGAGACGCCCACCGGGCAGGGGAGAAGCCUCCUGUGCGCUACUAA